Molecule: messenger RNA, 3312 nt
Organism: Loa loa (African eye worm)
Lineage: Eukaryota; Metazoa; Nematoda; Chromadorea; Rhabditida; Onchocercidae
Product: CBR-HIM-4 protein
Exons: 22
Coding region: 1-3312 (1103 amino acids)
Source: RefSeq, a predicted model, not a curated record
AUGCAUAUAUUAAGCCUUCAUGUUAUUCUCAUAAGACUUAUACUAAUAUUUUAUUGUCAUUACGAUGUAACAGGACAAGGGAAUCAUGAUAAAGCUGCGCCACGCGGUACCUCUUCGCUAACAUUUGUCUUCGACACGACUGGAUCAAUGAAUGAUGAUUUGAUUCAAGUGCAAGAUGGCGCAAAAAAAAUCCUGGAUACUGUACUCAAACAGCGUGAAAAGCUUAUAUACAAUUAUGUCUACGUACCCUUUCAUGAUCCAAGAGUUGGGCCAGUGUUUUCUACGACGGAUCCGAGAACUUUCCAACGGCAUCUCAAUUCUGUACACGUAGUUGGUGGCGGUGAUUGUCCUGAAAUGACGCUCAGCGGUAUUCAAAUGGCCUUAAAAGCCUCAUUGCCUGCAUCAUUUAUAUAUGUUUUUACCGAUGCGCGAGCUAAAGAUUAUCAUUUAGAAGAUCAGAUCGUGAAUUUGAUUCAGGAAAAACAGAGUUCUGUAGUGUUUGUGAUGACAGGCGACUGCAACAAUCGUACACAUCCUGGUUUUCAAUGCUAUGAAAGAAUAGCUGCUGUUGGUUUUGGACAAGUGUUUCACUUGGAGAAAACAGAUAUCAACAAAGUACUCAAUUAUGUCCGCCAUUCGAUCACCUUAAAAAAGGUUCACAUAAUGUAUGAAGUUAGAGACCAUAGUGGUACAUCUUUAUGUCAAAUACCUGUUGAUAGGUCUCUUACUGAAUUAACGGUGUCAUUAUCAGGCGAUAAGGAUGAUGGAAGUUAUUUGGACAUUAGUUUAAUUGAUCCUAAAGGUGAACGACUAGAUCGAGCUCAACUCAGUAAUGAAAGUGGUUCGAUUGAUUUGAGCAAUAUUAAACUGAUCCGGAUUCGAAAUCCUAUGCCAGGAAUUUGGAAAAUACGUACAUCAAGUCGUUUGAAACAUACUCUACGGGUUCUCGGUCAUGGUGCUAUUGAUUUCAAAUACGGUUUUGCUGUGAAAUUAGUCGAUAAAAUGGAACUGUCACAUCCACGACCAAUCGCACAUCAAAGUACCUAUCUGAUCGUCAAUAUGAAAGGAUUAGCCGCACCAGGUAUGGUUACCGAAAUUUCAUUGGUGGAUUACUACGGGAAGGAAUUAUUCUCAAAAGCAGCUACGAUACAUAUGCCAAAUCCUUAUCAAUACUAUAUUGGACCGUUUGUACCACCAACUGGAUUAUUUUUUGUUCGUGUAAGAGGUGAAGACGAUCGAUCAUACGAGUUUCAGCGAAUCGCUCCUACCGCAAUUUCAGCCGUAAAAACUACUGGACCAAGAGCAUAUAUGGCUGAUCGAUUGACAGCGAUCGUUUCACAGUCGUUCAAUUUGACAUGUUCAGUAGUUUCAAAAGGUGAAUUUACACUUUACUGGUACAAAGAUAACAAACAAAUUGGCGAACCUCUUUUCUAUCCAUAUUCGGAUACAUCUGUUUGGACUUUUGAUGCAAUUACCCCGCAGGAUCGCGGCGAAUAUCAGUGUGUGGUUAGUAGCUCCUCUGGAAAUCAUACUGCUACCACAUUUCUCGAAAUAGAAGAACCAGUUCCUGAGAUAACAUUCAUUCGGAAUGAAUCAGUAGCACGAGGAAGUUUAGCAUUUUUGCAUUGUCGCACUCAGAAUUUGAACGCCAUAAUUCAGUGGCUGAAAAAAGAUUCAGUAAUUGGCAAUACGGCUAAGACGCGUUUAUACGCUAAUGGUACUUUGAUGAUUAGUGACGUGAAUAUGCAAGAUGCAGGCAUUUAUCACUGUCGUGUACAAACAUCAGGAGGUCGUGCUGAAGCUAUCAUGCAUUUACGUGUCUUGGAAGUUCCUAAAGUUCACGUUACACCAAAGCAGUUAUAUUUCGUACGUGAGCAGUCAUUUAACGUUUCCUGUUCUGUUGAUGGAGACGAUAUGCCUCCGGAACCGGAAUGGUAUUUUAAAGGAAAUCGAAUCAUUCCAGACCAUCAGAAAUAUUACAUCACUUACAAAUAUGAUCUAAUUGUGCAACGAGCAACGGAAAGUGAUGCCGGAAUAUAUGAAUGUCGUGCGAGUAAUGUUGCCGGUUCUCAUGCAGAUAAUACAGUUGCGCAAAUGUCAACUCCUCCAAAAAUUCGUGUUAUUCGUGAUCGACAAAUGAUUGGCAGAGGUGAUCGUGUCACGUUGGAAUGCGUCAUAGAGCAAGGUAAUCCAAAACCAAAAAUCACUUGGUUCCGUGGAGGACAUGAAGUUCCAAGUUACAGGUAUAUUACGAUUGACGAAAACAAACUCACUAUUCAGGGAGUACAAGAUUCUGAUGCCGGAUCGUACACGUGUGUUGCGCAGAAUUUGGCUGGGCGUGAUCUAGGAAUAAUCAAUCUUGAUGUUGGAAGUAUGCCAACAAUUGUACCAACUCCGGAAGUAGUACGAGUGAACAUUGAACGAUCAGUAACACUUCAAUGUCGUGCAAUAGGAUAUCCUCUACCUAAAAUUACCUGGCACCGUAAUGGAGUACCAAUUGAGGAACUGACUACUCGAGUCAAAAUUCUUCCAGAUGGAAGUCUUCUCAUUAAUAAUGUUCAAGUCGAUGACCAGGAUCGUUACACGUGCACCGCAGAGAAUAUAUUUGGCCGUCAAGAUAAAACGACUGUUUUGCUGGUCACUGGACUUGUAAGCCCAGUAUUAGGGCAUGUGCCUCCAGAAGGGAAAUUGAUAGAGGGUGAAGAACUUCGUCUAUCUUGUAUUGCUGUUCUUGGAACACCAAAGCCCACUCUCAAGUGGUAUAAAGAUGGCAAACCAUUACGAUCUUCUGCUUAUGUUACGAUAGAAUCAGGAGGCAGCAUUCUGUUGCUGCGCAAAGGUCGUCCACAAGAUGAAGGCCGAUACACUUGCGUUGCGACAAAUUCAGCGGGCAAUGCCUCUCUCAAUGUUAAUGUCGAGUUGAUUAAAAAGCCCAAUAUCGAGAAGAAUGAUGCAUUGAAAUAUACGACAUCCACGGGGAAGGCACUGGAAAUCCCGUGUCGUGCUACCGGAAAACCACAACCGAAAGUGGUUUGGAGCAUCAACAGUAAACCAAUCAGUUCUAGUGAUCAAGAGUAUGAGAUUCUGCCUGAUAACACAUUGAGGAUUGGCCAAACAAGCGUAAGCCAUUCAGGGAAGUACAUUUGUACAGCUUCUAAUGUGGCGGGUGAAGCAAAGAUAGCAACUGAUGUGGUCAUUCUCGGUCCACCCGUUAUUGAACCCGGACAAAUCUCUUAUAAUUUAAUUCAGGGCAAUCCAAUCACAUUGCCUUGUGAAGUUCGAAGUGAUUCUGCCGCAACGAUCACUUGGUAA